UUAGUAUUUAAAUAGAUGUAGAAUUUUUUGAAACUUAACUCACGGUCACACUGCAGGCGGCAUUAAAUUGGUAAAGAAAAACAAAGAUGCGCGACGAAAUUUUGGAUCCUCAUAAUCUGGUAAAGAACCGGGAAAUAUUGUACCGGUUAAUGAUCAGUCAGUUGAUGUACGAUGGGCUGGAGAAAUUUGCAAUGGAACUCUCAAUGUUGGUCAAGGCGGAUCAGUGUGCGCCCAGCGAACGCCUGCUUCACGUGAUGAUCUCGGGCAUGCAAACCAUGUCCGAGAAGGAUAAAAGCAAUACGGACGAUGUGCUGCCCGGCAUCGAUUUGGAAUUCGAACCAGAGGCUUCGGCGCUGGCUCCCGAGCCGCAUUCCUAUGAAACUGCUUAUGUGACAUCGCAUAAGCAGGCUUGCCGAGCUGGUGCGUUUAGCUUUGACGGCUCCCUAGUGGCCACGGGCAGUGUGGAUGCUAGUAUAAAAAUCCUUGACGUGGAGCGCAUGUUGGCCAAAUCAGCACCCGAAGACAUUGAACCAGGACGUGAACAACAGGGACAUCCAGUCAUACGCACAUUGUACGAUCACACGGAUGAAGUGUCGUACCUCGAAUUUCAUCCCAAGGAGCACAUCCUGGCGUCGGCAUCGCGUGACGGCACCGUCAAGCUCUUCGACAUUGCCAAGCCAUCGGUAAAGAAGGCGCACAAAGUGCUAACCGACUGUGAGCCCGUGUUGUGUGUCUCGUUCCAUCCGACCGGCGAUUAUAUUGCCAUUGGCACUGAACACAAUGUGCUGCGCAUCUAUGAUGUGCACACCACACAAUGCUUUGUCAGCGCCAUUCCGUCGCAGCAGCACAAAGCGGGCGUCACUUGUGUUAAGUACUCGCCCACAGCAAAGCUCUAUGCCACGGGCAGCUUCGACGGUGACAUUAAGAUCUGGGACGGCAUCAGCGGCCGUUGCAUUAACACAAUUGCCGAAGCGCACAGUGGGGCAGCUAUUUGUUCGCUGCAGUUCACACGGAAUGGAAAGUAUUUACUCUCUUCUGGCAUGGACUCGAUUGUCUAUCUGUGGGAGCUCUGCACCAGUCGACCAAUUCAGACUUAUACGGGCGCUGGCACAACCGGAAAGCAAGAGCAUCAGGCAGAAGCAGUUUUCAAUCAUACCGAAGACUAUGUGCUCUUCCCCGACGAAGCCACCACGUCGUUGUGCUCUUGGAAUUCUCGCAAUGGCUGUCGCUUGACUCUCAACUCGCUGGGACACAAUGGCCCGGUGCGCUACAUUACGCAUUCGCCUAAUGCGCCGGCGUUUUUUAACUUGUUCGGACGAUUUUCGUGCACGCUUUUGGUAUCGUCGUGCUAAUAAUCAAUAAGCGUCUCCUUAGAACUAAGCUAAGCAUAAUAAUAAAAUAAAACAAAUAUUAACAA
Molecule: messenger RNA, 1417 nt
Organism: Drosophila sulfurigaster albostrigata
Lineage: Eukaryota; Metazoa; Arthropoda; Insecta; Diptera; Drosophilidae
Gene: CstF50
Product: cleavage stimulation factor subunit 1
Exons: 3
Coding region: 87-1352 (421 amino acids)
Biological process (GO): mRNA 3'-end processing
Cellular component (GO): mRNA cleavage stimulating factor complex
Molecular function (GO): RNA binding; protein binding
Source: RefSeq, a predicted model, not a curated record